Molecule: messenger RNA, 3068 nt
Organism: Marchantia polymorpha subsp. ruderalis
Lineage: Eukaryota; Viridiplantae; Streptophyta; Marchantiopsida; Marchantiales; Marchantiaceae
Source: the annotation of a GenBank genome assembly
GCACUGGUGCAAUCACGGGGCCCCAGCAAGCCCACGAGCAUCUUCGCAAGCAUGGAGUUCGAGUGCUCUACGAGGCCUAGGAUUCUACGACACCUAGCCUGUCACCGUACGUACGCCAGCCCGGAAAUGGCAGAGCCGGAGUGGCGGGUUGGCAGGACGCUGUACCAGAGCAGAGCAGAGCACUGCUUGCGCAUCCUCCGAGUCGAAACGAGUCCCGAGCGCUCGUUCUCUGCGCUCUCGCUCGCUCGCUCGAAGUGCAAGCCGAGCCUGGCGAGUCUGCCUCUCCCUGCCUGCCUGCCUGCCUGCCUGUCAGUCUGCCAGCGAGCCACCGAGCAAUUAGAGCAGGGAGCGAGGAAGCGAGGGAAGGGGUGCCAAAUGACUCCAUACAUUCACCGCCCGUGCAUGUCCGGGUGACGUUCAGGUUGCCUCAAGCUUUGCUCGGGUGAGGGAGAGGGAGGGAGGAAGGAAGGAAGGAAGGAAGGAAGGAGAUCGCUAUGCCUGUGCCUGAGAUUCUGGAAGGGUGAAUGAAUAGUUUGGCGAUGACUCGUACAGUUGUUUGACCCGAGUGUAUCGCUGUGUGUCCCCCGUUCUAUGGAAGGUGUCCUGACCCGAAGGUUUUGGUUAAACCACCUGGAGCUCGCAUAUUUCAGCCGGCGCAACAGAGCAGACAGGAAGCAGCUUGAGUUCGCGCCCUCCUCCUCCUCCUCGGAUACUUCCAGUGCACAGAUCUCGUGGUCGGAUCCGCAUCUCGCACAAGUCCCGUCUGGACUAUGCAGAAUUUUAAUCGACAAGCUGCAUGCUCGUGCUCGUGCCCUGGCUCUGGCUCUGUGAAUCUACAGCAGGCUUCUGAACGCGGACUCUCGUCUGCGUCCUUCUAUCGUUCGAGUUUCGUUUCAUCUCAUGGGCCCAAUGUGGACGAACGAUACUACCGCGUGCUUCCGGUCGAUCUCGUGAAAUUCCGCACGAACUGCACUCAAAGCAUUCCCCCGGAGAAUGUGAAGGAUUUUGUGAUCGACAACCUUUUCGAUGGAGCUUCUCCGUUUGAUGACUUUCCGUCCCCUGAAAUCGCUCCGCUCUUGAGGAAGAAGCGAAUCAAGGGAUGGGGUGCAGAGGCCCCUGUUUUCGAGCGGCUCAUAAUCGAGGUGCGGCCCAAGGUUAUCGUAGAGCUCGGCUCUUUCCUCGGUGCCUCGGCAAUCAACAUGGGCACCAUCGCGAGGAAUAUGGGCCUGGACACGAUAAUUCUCUGCGUGGAUGACUUCCGGGGCUGGCCCGGGUUCCGGGCGAAGAAGUUCAAAGACAUCAAACAGCAGCACGGCAGCAUCAUGCUCCUCCCUCAAUUCAUGAAAAAUGUCCAAUUCAUGAACCUCACCGACAUCAUUCUCCCGGUUCCUUUCUCCACCACGGGAGCUCUCUCGUACUUCUGCGAGUGGGGCAUUCGGCCCGACUUGAUCGAGGUGGACGCGGCACACGAUUUCCAUUCAGCGUGGCUCGACAUCAAUUCCGCCUACGCUAUGCUCAGUCCCGGAGGCGUCAUGUUCGGUCACGAUUACUACAAUCGCGCCAACGAGGAGGGUGUACGCAGAGCUGUCGAUCUUUUUGCGCAGCUGAAAGGCCUGAGGGUAGAGCCUGACGGCAAGCAUUGGAUUUUGAGAACUCUGUGAUGCAUGAUUUUGCCUCUAGAUACAACCAUCUACUAAUCGCCUAGUUGCAGAAUAGAAUACUGAAUGUAGGACUGUAGUACUAGUGAUCGGCUAUCUCUCACCCGAAUUGUCGAGAGUUUCAUUUCCAAUCCACAAGUUCCUCCGUUCACAUUGUCGGAGGCUGUUGUUAUUUUUUCAUAUAUUUUGCGGUAUCGAAGAAUCAAGUACUCUUUCAUGCAAUGCACUCGCUACAUAUUUCAGACCUCCAUAGCGUCAGUGCACGGUCCGAGACUGACGUAUGAAUGAUCAUAUGGAAGAGCACACUUUAUUUGACCCGACCAGAAUGAAAUCGAACUCCACAAGGAGCAGCAGAACAGAGCCAGAUUCAUGAUUCAGCGACGGAAGUGCGGAGGAACGCAUUGUACCGACGACAACCGCAGAAAGGAGACACGAGAGCAUGAAGCCAUGGACGCUUUCGGGGUAAAGGAGAGCUCGGUGACGUAGUUCUCUCACUCGUACGCAACCGGGUUCGCCUCUGGGAUUCGCGCAUGCCUCUCGUGACGCAAGGGCUUUCCUCAUCACGGGUCACGAGUCGAAUGGCUGAGGGCGUACAGAGCAGAAUCUGCUUGACGGGAAGGUGCGUCCAAUUCGAUUCUUCUGAGGGGCAGAUCAUGAUCUGUUUCCACAGCACAGCCCGCUGAGAUCCCAGGCUCGGGGUGCGCCGAGCAUGCUGGAUUCGACAUGCACCGAUCCUCCGGCGCGGUCGUGCAUCGACUCGGCUCGCUCAGUCUGCCAAUGGGGAUUCUUCUUCUGAACCUCCCUCCCUCCCUCGUCUCGUCUCGACGGGCAAUAAUCUACUCGUCGGUGGGCCUGCGAAGGCAUGUCGCGCGCAUUAAAGCCUCACACCGACACACCUCGCGGCUUCCUCUGCACGACGUCGUGGUGGUUGGACUCGGCCCGCUUCAAUUGCUCAGGGCCUCGACGAAGGACUCGCUCCGAAGCUACGUAAAAGUCGUCCCGUCCGGAAGUGCUCGUUGCCCUCCGCCGCGAAUCGAGAAGAUCUUGUCGUCCCUUCGAUUUUACCAAUCAUGAGGAACUUCUCUCACGUACCGAUCGAUGUGUAUGCUGUGUAUGGCUUUCCACUCACGCAGAAUGCAGUGCACCGGAUGCAUCACAUGGCCGAGCAAGCUGUCCAUUCGAUUGCAUUUCUUCCCCCACUCGGGUCGUAAAUCAAAGAUAUAUUCUCCUGCGUGCUGAGUGCCGGUGGGUGUGCAAGGAUACAAGGAACGAAAUCAUAAGGAUCGAACGAGUCACGGACGACUGGCUGCGUCUUGGGAGUUAAACUGUAGAGCAAUACUUACUUUCACAUGCUCUUCACAUCUGCGAAUAACCGUAAUUGUCGGCAGAAGAAUAAUGCUCCAGUGUGGU